Messenger RNA from Bacidia gigantensis, 762 nucleotides. RefSeq lists its product as uncharacterized. Lineage: Eukaryota; Fungi; Ascomycota; Lecanoromycetes; Lecanorales; Ramalinaceae. The transcript has 2 exons. The record is from RefSeq and is a predicted model, not a curated record. Gene Ontology annotation, cellular component: ascospore wall; prospore membrane; lipid droplet. The coding region runs from base 1 to 762 and encodes 253 amino acids.
AUGGCUGCACAGCCUAGGCGUCCACCGAGGCGAACCUGUAUGACAUCCUCAAUAUCAGGCCUCAGCCAUGCAUCGUGGCUUUAUCCCUUGAAGAGCAUUGACCGCCUUCACAGGGCGUAUCUGCCCCAGGUCGCCUUUCUUGCCGUCUUUCAUGGACCGUCUUUGGCUUUUAUUAAUGGAGCAUUCCUUGUCCUCGGAGAAGGUGCUGCUAUCGUUGCUCUGCUUUUCGAAGCGUUCUUUGUUGACGAGACCCUCGUGGAUGUCUUCGACGCUGUUCUGAUUGACCAAGGUCAUAAGGAUCUUGUAGCCACGUCUCGAGCUCUUGACGAGCAAGCCAGAGACCCGGUCAGACAGCUCGGAAAGCCAACCUCUUCCGCGGUCUACUCACCGUUCUCCGUCCGGCAAAUUAUUGAAUUCAUUGUGUUCUUGCCCUUCAACCUCAUUCCUGUGGUCGGAACACCCAUAUUUCUGCUGCUCACAGGCUAUCGAGCGGGCCCGCUACAUCACUGGAGAUAUUUCAAGUUUCUCAAUUUCAGCAAGAAAGAGAGAAACCUUGCGAUACGUCAGAGACAACUGAGGUACACGUGGUUUGGUACUGUAGCUUUGCUGUUUCAACUGGUGCCGCUUCUCAGCAUGUUCUUCCUGCUGACCACUACCGCUGGAUCUGCGUUAUGGGUCUCACGACUAGAGCAUGCAAGGCAGAAGGCAAAUACUUCAUCAGAAGGCACAUCACAGGAGGCCUACACCGAUGAGUCUACGUGA